UUGCAGAAUUAAUUCAGUUGGAGGAACAGAUUGUCACAGAGAGGGAUUCUUCUUCAGCGAGUGUGAAACGUCUGGAGUGUCAGCUCGGACAAGAACUCGAUGGACUUAGGUCUCAGCUUGCUGCCAUCGUCACAGAGCGCAACGCACUACUGACAAACGCGAGGCAGGAAGGAAUGCAGUUAGAGCCGCAGUCAAACAUGAGCCAGCCCACCGAACCUUGCUCCCCGGCAGAGAGCGACAAAACAUAACUGACAUACGAGUUUACAGUAAUCACAACAAAAUAUGUUUAAUCAAAACAUGAGAAGCAUAGCUUAAUAUAAUCUUAUAUAACCUAUACAGCAAAUACAUGGCCUCUAUAGCAUAUAUAUAUAUAAACUCAUUGCGUUAUAUCCGGCGAAUUAUUUUUGCAUUUUUUCGAAUAAUUAUAUGAUAAUUAGAUCGCAGAAGUGAUUAAUCGUACAUUUAAGAAACGAUGACAUAUAAGUUGAUUGUGUGACUUUGCGUGUAUCUCGGCAAUCACACUAUAGCUAGUUAGUUAUAAUUAGUUGUUGUGUCUUCGCAGCAUAAGAUGCUGCUAUGUAAAACGUUUAUACGGUCCAUCGGUGGGCAAAGCAAGGCCAUAUAGUUAGUACGCUCCAAUGUAUUUCUAAUAAAUCAUUCUCAAAUGAC
This is a messenger RNA of Priapulus caudatus, 669 nucleotides long. RefSeq lists its product as uncharacterized. The record is from RefSeq and is a predicted model, not a curated record. Lineage: Eukaryota; Metazoa; Priapulida; Priapulimorpha; Priapulimorphida; Priapulidae.